Molecule: messenger RNA, 1678 nt
Organism: Daldinia loculata
Lineage: Eukaryota; Fungi; Ascomycota; Sordariomycetes; Xylariales; Hypoxylaceae
Product: nucleic acid-binding protein
Exons: 1
Coding region: 250-1473 (407 amino acids)
Cellular component (GO): methionyl glutamyl tRNA synthetase complex
Molecular function (GO): tRNA binding
Source: RefSeq, a predicted model, not a curated record
UGAUCAAUUAUCACCCCGCCUUAUCUGGAAGUAAAUGAGUCAAUUUGAUGGAGGGGCACUUGAAUUCGAAUAGCUUCAAAAAAUUCAUAUCGAACCCUUCCAUUGUUUACUUGACGCCAAAUCCUACUUCUCAACACCGUAUUUCUCUGCGACCCUGUCUGAGUCGCAGCUGGGUAAAAAGCCAUCAAGCUGUCACUUUUUCGCGCUAUUCGCCCUCUUUCACGAGGCAUCUCCUUCCGAACUUUCACCAUGGCCGCCCUUGAUUCCCAGAAGCUCACUCCUACCGAGGAGACUGAGGUUCAACAGUGGAUCACCACUUCGGAGCGGCUGAAGAGCUCGCCGUCGGACACAUCAAUCCUUGAGAAGCUCAACUCUCACCUGACUUCCCGAACCACCCUUCUCGGCACCAAGCCCUCUAAGGCUGACGUCGCCAUCUACGAGUCUCUGGCUCCUACCGUUAAGUCAUGGACCCCUGAGCAACGAACCGGCGAACAAGGCCACCCUCAUAUCCUCCGCCACCUCGACUUUGUCCAGAACUCUGGCAUCUUUGGUCUGAAUGUCAACGAUGCGGACAAGAUCAAGGUUGACCUUGACGAGGUCCUCUACGUCAAGCCGCCCGUCGACGCCAAGGCUGAGAAGGAGCGCUUAAAGAAGGAGAAGGCUGCUGCUGCUGCUGCUGCUGCCGCCGCCGGUGGUAGUGAUGGUGGGGUUGCUGCGACGUUAGUUGACCGAACCAAGGCAGCGGCCGAGGCUAUUAAGGAUGCAGCUAUUGAAGCUGGUAGCAAGGCCGCAGCCGCAGUGGGCGUUGCCACCGAGAACCCCAAGAAAGAGAAGAAGGAGAAGGCUCCCAAACCCCAAAAGGCUCCAGCCGUUACUACGCCCCCGUCGCCCCAUCUAAUCGAUCUCCGAGUGGGCCAUAUUCUGAAGGCUAUCAAGCAUCCGGAAGCUGACAGUCUAUUUGUUUCUACGAUUGCCAUGGGCGACAAGCCUGGCACCGAGGAUACCACCGAGUACGAAGGCCAGGUCUGCCGGACUGUCUGCUCUGGCUUAAACGGUCUAAUUCCUCUAGAAGAGAUGCAAAACCGCAAGGUUGUCGUCGUCGCCAACCUGAAGCCUGUCAAGAUGCGGGGAAUUAAGUCAUGUGCCAUGGUCCUAGCCGCGUCGCCGAAGUUGAAGGAGGGCGAGGUGGAUGAUCACAAGGGACCUGUCGAGCUAGUUACUCCGCCUCCCGACGCGAAGACCGGUGAGCGGGUGUGCUUUGACGGAUGGAGGGGCGAGCCCGAGGGCGUUCUCAACCCCAAGAAGAAGGUUUGGGAGACAUUCCAGCCCGGAUUCACUACAACGGACAACUUGGAAGUUGCUUUCGACGGUCACCUGGUCAAGGAGGCGGGUAAGGAAGAAAUUGGAAAGCUAACUACGGCUAGUGGCGGCGUGUGCACAGUCCCAAGUUUAAAGGGGGCCACAGUACGAUAAUCGCAAAAUUUACACAGCGGUCUAGAAAUAAAAAAUUAAGCUGCAUUGAAGAGCUACAGACUACAUUUCUUUUCCCCUCAGUUCCCUAGAUCUUCCUCUCAUACUAAUUCUCAAGAGCACCGGGCGUGUUCCACGGCGGGGUCUCGAUCGUCACGGAUGUAAUAGUAGGUGUACCAGCACAUCCGGUCGUGUAAGUGAUCCAUUC